Messenger RNA from Equus quagga, 2294 nucleotides. It is a transcript of the gene C8B, whose product is annotated as complement C8 beta chain. The transcript is spliced from 13 exons. Gene Ontology annotation, cellular component: membrane attack complex. The record is from RefSeq and is a predicted model, not a curated record. Gene Ontology annotation, biological process: immune response. Gene Ontology annotation, molecular function: protein binding. Lineage: Eukaryota; Metazoa; Chordata; Mammalia; Perissodactyla; Equidae. The coding region runs from base 260 to 2032 and encodes 590 amino acids.
ACGCCAUUUCAAGAGAGCCUAUGUGACAUCUUCCUUUAAUCCAGUUUAUGGCGAGGCCACUGGAGAUGAGGGAGCAAUCAGAGCGCUCUUCAGAAUAACGGGAGGACGAAGGGGUCGCGUUCUGCUGGGCUCGGAUAAAACAAGCUGGACUCGCAGGCAACUGUUUGCUCUGUGGGGACAGAAGUUGAGGGCAGCCCUCCCUGCCAGGGGCUUUCACGGAUCCAGCAGCCUCGGCCGGACCACCCGCCACUGAGAGAAGAUGAGGACGUCCGAGAGCGGGGCUUGGAGGGCGCUGGCACAGCUGCUGCUUCUCUGGGCCGCUCUGGCUUGGCUCGGUUUGCCUGGCUCCAGAGGUGAAAAGCCAUGCUCUCUCCAGUCAAAUGCCGUCAAUGAGAGCCUUGCCAAGCAUAGACAGACGCGGAGCGUGGAUGUCACACCAACGCCUAUUGAUUGUGAACUGUCCAGCUGGUCCUCCUGGACCACAUGUGAUCCCUGUCAGAAGAAAAGGUACAGACAUGUCUCCUUGCUCCGGCCGUCUCAGUUCCACGGGGAGCCGUGCAACUUCUAUGACAAGGAAGUCGAAGACUGUGUUACCAACAGGCCCUGCAGAAGUCAAGUGCGAUGUGAAGGCUUUGUUUGUGCACAGACAGGGAGGUGUAUAAACCGCAGACUUCUCUGCAACGGGGACAACGACUGUGGAGACCAGUCAGAUGAGGCAAACUGUAGGAGGAUUUAUAAAAAAUGCCAGCAUGAAAUGGACCAAUACUGGGCAAUUGGCCGUCUGGCCACUGGGAUAAAUUUGUUUACAAACCGUUUGGAGGGCCCGGUUCUUGAUCACAGGUAUUACGGUGGUGCAUGCUCCCCUCAUUACAUACUGAACACGAGGUUUAGGAAGCCAUACAACGUGGAAAGCUACAGCCCACAGACCCAAGGCAAAUAUGAAUUUGCGCUGACAGAAUAUGAGUCGUACUCAGAUUUUGAACAUAAUGUCACAGAGACAGCAACUAGUAUGUCUCAUUUCAGCUUUGGUUUUAAAAAACCUGGAACAUUUGAACUUGGCAUUAGUUCAGCAAGUGGUAAUGCCAAGCAUUUUAUUAGCAGAACCAAACGAUUCUCUCACACUAAAAGCACAUUUCUGCACGCGCGUUCUGACCUUGAAGUGGCCCAUUACAAGCUGAAACCCAGAAGCCUCAUGCUGCAUUACGAAUUCCUUCAGAGAGUCAAGCAGCUGCCCCUGGAGUACGGCUACGGGGAGUACCGGGACCUCUUCCGCGACUUCGGGACCCACUACAUCACCGAGGCCGUGCUCGGCGGCAUUUAUGAGUACACUCUCAUUAUGAACAAAGAGGCCAUGGAGAGAGCAGAUUACUCUCUCAAGGAUGUCCUUGCCUGUGCCAAAAAUGAUUUUAAGAUUGGUGCUGCCAUCACAAUGGUCUAUGUCAAGCUGGGUGUGUCGGUGGACAAAUGCCAGCGUAUUCUGAAGGAAAUCGAAGAAAGAAACAAGAGAAACACCAUGGUGGAUGACUUGGUGGUCCUUGUGAGAGGAGGGGCAAGUGAGUACAUCACCGCCCUGGCAUACAAGCAGCUGCCGACAGCAGACCUGAUGCAGGAGUGGGGAGACGCAGUGCAGUACAACCCAGACAUCAUCAAGAUUAAGGCAGAACCUCUGUAUGAACUGGUGACAGCCGCAGACUUUGCCUACUCCAGCACAGUGAGGCAGAACAUGAAGCAGGCCCUGGAGGAGUUCCAGAAGGAAGUCAGCUCCUGCCAUUGUGCUCCCUGCCGAGGGAACGGAGUCCCUGUCCUGAAAGAGUCACGCUGUGAAUGCAUCUGUCCUGUCGGAUUCCGAGGCCCAGGCUGUGAGGUCACCGAUCGGAAAAAUGUCCCCAUUGAUGGGAAAUGGAAUUGCUGGUCAAACUGGUCUCCAUGUUCUGGAGGACGUAAAACAAGACAAAGGCAGUGCAACAAUCCACCUCCUCAAAACGGGGGCAGCCCCUGCUGGGGUCCCGCCGCAGAAACACUCAGCUGUUAAGGAAGGGAGAGCUUCCAGCAGAUGACACGCCUGUGGACUGCGAGCGGGAGAGCUCUGAGCCCGGGAGCUCAGGCCGGCUCACUCCCACACCAGCUCCCGCCUGCAGCUGGCCCAAGGGUGGAGGGCAGCGCCAUCAGGAUGUUUAAAAUAAAGAUGUUAUUUGUAAAACACACAUUGAUUUGAGCGAAUAGUUAACAAUAAUUCUAGGCUCCUCGAGGGCUUAAGCGUCUUGGCAAUCCUCGCUUUACUCAUCUCUCCGAUG